GGAAGAUGGCGACGGAGCGGCGCGGUGGCAGCGGCUCCCCCAGCGGCCGGAGCGGGACCCAGCGGCCGGGAGCCCGCGGCCCGGGGCCGGCGUGAGGGGGAGGCGGGAGCCAGCGCGGGCACCCGCCGGAGGGGCCCCGGCGCCAGGUGGAGUUGCAGGGAGUGAUUGCAAGCCAAGCAUUGUUGGUUUUUGCUCUGUGUGCUGGCUGCUGAACAAAGGUGCUGAUGAAAAGGUGCACAGUGCCCUUUGCUCAGUCUGUUUUUGGUGCAGUGUAGCCUGGCUCUUCCUCUGACUCUGCACACAGCUGCUCAGCAAGGCAACAACCCAGCAACCUUGACACCUUGCUGUGGAAGGGAAGAUUGUACAUUCUUUUUCAAUAUUCAAGUAGUACUCAAAGGAUUGGUGCUCCGUUGUGCUAGGUUCACUGUACAGACAUGGAUGAAGACAGAGUCGGUGCCCUGAAGCACUUAAUCUAAAAAUCUAAGCCUAACAAAGGGUUAGUCCUUGCAGGGCUUGUCCUGUCUGAAGAGCUGGGAUCCACUUUUCAGGAGCCAGCUUGCCGGCAGAGAGUCUCCAACCUGGGUCAUUUCUUCGGCUCUUAUAAAGAGAAAAUUGUUUGUGACUUUGAGAGCAUAAAAUCCAAGGAGCAGCUCCUCUUCUUCAGACUGACUUGAGGUAUAGCUAGAAGGUGCCAUCAUGUGAAUGGCAAGCGGCUAGCUGAGGAACAGACUGCCAGGUGGGAUUCCCCGGCUCCACACACAGCGCACAGGAUGGCUGACUGAUUUGGGCUUGGAAACAAAGGUGUUUAAAAACACCUCAUCUUCCCUAGGACUUGGCUGAGAGAGAGGAGUGGCGGCGGGGGAAGCACACAGAGGAGCGAUGGGAAUUGAGGACCAUGGUUACUUGAGAUAAAUGGCAGAUCCCUGGGAGUCUAGUCUAGAAGCUGCUCGCUUUAGUUUUCCCUUGCUCUGCAGCCACUGUUUCUUCUUUGUGAGCUGCUGCUGGAUGCUGCCACGGUGGCGCUGGAGAUCUCCAGGGCGACCUGAGUGCAAAGCUUGAGGAGGGGGUGGGCCACCCGCCUCACCAUGAUUCAGCUGUGGAAAGUGGUGCGGCACGUGCGACAGCUGGAGCUCCACAGAUUGAUCCUGCUGCUCAUUGCCUUCAGCCUGAUCUCCAUGUGCUUCCUGGCCUACUAUGUCACCAACAGCCCCAAAAUCAAGGAGCCACCGCCCCUGCCCUUCAGCGACUGCAGCAACCAGCACAGGCCCCCGAUCCCGCCCCGGGCCAGCUGGAGGCUCACCAAAUCCGUUGACACCUCGCGCACUGAACCUGUGGUGCUAGUCUUUGUGGAAAGCAUUUACUCCCAGCUGGGGCAGGAAAUUGUGGCCAUCUUGGAAUCCAGCCGGUUUAAAUACAGGACAGAGAUUGCCCCUGGCAAGGGGGAUAUGCCCACCCUGACAGACAAGGACAGGGGCCGCUAUGCUCUUAUCAUCUAUGAGAAUGUCCUUAAAUAUGUGAACCUAGAUGCUUGGAACCGGGAGCUGCUGGACAAAUACUGUGUGGAGUAUGGAGUGGGGAUUAUAGGGUUCUUCAAAGCCAAUGAGAACAGCCUGCUUAGUGCUCAGCUCAAGGGAUUCCCCCUCUUCCUACACUCUAACCUAGGGCUCCGGGACUAUCACAUCAACCCUAGUGCCCCCCUGCUCUACAUCACUCGGGCCAAUGAGGUGGAGCAGGGUCCCCUGCCCGGUGAUGACUGGACUGUAUUCCAGUCAAACCACAGCACCUAUGAGCCUGUGCUCUUGGCCAGCACAAAGUCUUCAGAGUCCAUUCCUCAGCUGGCCACCCACAAAGCACUGCAUGCCACUGUCGUGCAGGACCUGGGUCUGCAUGACGGGAUCCAGCGGGUCCUCUUCGGCAAUAACCUCAACUUCUGGCUGCACAAACUUGUUUUUGUGGAUGCCAUUGCCUACCUGACUGGCAAGCGCCUCUGUCUCACGCUUGACCGCUACAUCCUCGUGGACAUCGAUGACAUAUUCGUGGGCAAAGAGGGCACUCGCAUGAAGGUGUCUGAUGUGGAGGCUCUCCUGAACACUCAGAACAAGCUGAGAACAUUAGUCCCCAAUUUCACUUUCAACUUGGGCUUCUCUGGGAAAUUCUACCACACAGGUACAGAUGAGGAAGAUGAAGGCGAUGACAUGCUACUUAAACACAGGAAGGAGUUCUGGUGGUUCCCGCACAUGUGGAGUCACAUGCAGCCUCACCUCUUCCACAACGUCACCGUGUUGGCUGAGCAGAUGAAGCUCAACAAGCAGUUUGCGCUGGAACAUGGGAUCCCCACAGACUUGGGCUAUGCUGUGGCCCCCCAUCAUUCUGGAGUUUAUCCCAUCCACACACAGCUCUAUGAGGCCUGGAAAUCCAUCUGGGGCAUCCAGGUGACCAGCACUGAGGAGUAUCCCCACCUGCGGCCUGCCCGGUACCGGCGAGGGUUUAUCCAUAACGGCAUCAUGGUGCUGCCUCGACAGACGUGUGGGCUUUUUACUCACACCAUCUUCUACAACGAGUAUCCUGGGGGCUCCAAGGAGUUGGACAAAAGCAUUCGGGGCGGUGAACUCUUCCUGACAGUGCUUCUGAACCCAAUCAGCAUCUUCAUGACGCACCUGUCUAAUUAUGGGAACGACCGGCUGGGGCUGUACACUUUUGAGAGCUUGGUCAAGUUUGUGCAAUGCUGGACCAACCUUCGCCUGCAGACUCUGCCUCCUGUCCAGCUGGCAAAAAAGUACUUUGAAAUCUUUCCCCAGGAGAAGAACCCACUGUGGCAGAAUCCCUGUGACGAUAAGAGGCACAAGGAUAUCUGGUCCAAAGAGAAAACAUGUGACCGGCUCCCCAAGUUCCUUGUUGUUGGACCCCAGAAAACUGGCACAACAGCUGUGCACUUCUUCCUGACCAUGCACCCAGCGGUCACUAGUAACUUCCCGAGCCCAGCCUCCUUCGAAGAGAUCCAGUUCUUCAAUGGGCCCAACUAUCAUAAAGGAAUUGACUGGUACAUGGAAUUCUUCCCCAUCCCCUCCAACGCCAGCACAGACUUCAUGUUUGAGAAAAGUGCCAAUUACUUUGACACAGAGGUGGUACCGAAGCGUGGCGCAGCCCUGCUUCCACGAGCCAAAAUCAUCUCCAUUCUGAUCAACCCGGCCAUCCGAGCCUACUCCUGGUACCAGCACCAGCGUGCUCACAGCGACCCUGUGGCUCUCAAUUACACCUUCUACCAGGUGAUUACUGCGAAAUCCCAGGCCCACCUGGAGCUGCGCAACCUGCAGAGCCGAUGCCUGCUCCCUGGAAUGUAUUCGACUCACCUGGAACGAUGGCUGACGUAUUACCCCUCUGGGCAGAUUCUGAUUGUGGAUGGCCAGGAGCUCCGGCACAGCCCUGCUUCCAUCAUGGAGAACAUCCAGAAGUUUCUGGGGGUGACACCACUCUUCAACUACACCCAGGCCCUCAAGUUUGAUGAAGCAAAAGGAUUUUGGUGCCAGGUGCUAGACGGAGGGAAGACUAAAUGCUUGGGAAAGAGUAAAGGAAGGAAGUAUCCUGACAUGGAUUCCUCGUCUCGGCUGUUCCUCACAGACUUCUAUCGAGAGCACAACAUCGAGUUAUCCAAGCUGAUGAACAGACUUGGGCAGCCCCUUCCCACGUGGCUCCGCGAGGAACUGCAGAAUUCCAGCUGGAGCUGAGGUGGAAGCCCCUGCCCUGGUGCUGAUGGAUGCAUGGUGCUGUCUAUCCAUGGAUAUAAAAGCCAGGUGGAAAAUACACUACGAUGGCAUCUCUUGUCAGUCAAAAAACUAGAGAAAAGAACAGCAGCCAAGAUCUUGGGAUGGUGACAGGAGCCCUUCCCGCUCUGGCUGCUGCCUGGGAUGUCAUUGCAGGAGGUCCAGCGAGACUGUUGCACCCAGUGCGAAUCAAGCCCCUAAAUAUUAAUGGUUUGUUACAAAACUUUUGUAAGAGAGACACAAAGAAAAGGAAAUUGCACAAAGUGUAGCGGCUGCUCCAGGAGGAGACUGUGAGCCCAGGGAACAUCUGUGGGCUUCCCUCCCCCCACCCAGAAGAGAGCAUGCUAACCCUUUGAAGACUGGGAUUUUUCAGACUCCUAUACUACUACUGUCUGAAAUGCUCAGUACUUAGAGGGUUAAUGUCUUCCAGUUGUGACAGGUUUGGGGUGCAGCACCUGGCCUUUGUUGUUGAUAGCGAUGUGGUAAUUGCACUGUUGUAGCAGAAAGAGCCACUGCAGCCUAGAGAAGGGGGAAUCGGGAGAACCCCAACUUUGGGGAGCAGUUUUAAUGCCAGCCAUGAAAGGCAACAUUCCCUCUUCCUCCUUGCACAUGGAGUUUGUUCUUUGGAGACGGGUCCUGCUGUUCGUAAACUGUGUGGCUCCCCUCAACAGCAUCCUCCGCUUAGGCUCCCUGCUCAGAGAGGGGGGGUGUUGUAAAGUGGACUGCCUGGUCCUGCCUGCAGCUGUGCCCAGGGAGCUAGGUGAAGGAGCAGAGGCUUGCAGAAGUUGUCAUAAAGAAUCUGUCUGUUGUCUUCCAGAGGGAGGGGAACAGAGGUUGUCCUCUAACAAUAGAAUAUUUCCUCUACCUCCUCCUGGGAAUGGGCUUGAUAAGUUAGUCUAAGGCCCCUGGUUGCAAAGGCUCUAAGCCAUGCUGCUGAAUAUAACUGAGGAUCAUGUCCUACUAGCUGCUUCCUCUCUUGCAUAUUUCCCAGGCAUUACUGAUUUGGGGAAGAGUGGUCCAGUUCUUUUCUGGGGCUGCAUCAGCAUCCACAUGAUGGCAGGGUCCAGAAGAUACCAGGCCACAAAGCUAGUUUCUUCAGUGGACAUCAGUGAGAGAGGAAUGGGGUCAAACAGGAACAUCCUCUGACUCGCACUUAGCUUCUGAGCAGAUGACAUCCUCAGGGGUGCCAGAUCCAUUGAAGGGAUAGGAUAGAUAACUGAGUAGGAGCAAUCUAGGCAAGAUCCAGGGCACUCAGAGUAGAGUUUGUUGAUCCUCCCUUGGUGCAAAAGAACAAGGCCCUGAUCCUUGUGAAUUAAGAGACACACUCACCCCCUGUACCAAGCCAGAUAGCUUAGUGAGAGUAAAGGCAGCUCUGCUGCCAAGGGACUGGGGCUUCUAUUGUGGGGACAAUUGUCCAGCUGCAUUGGGGGGGGGUUUGCUUUUCUCUGAGGUUGGCCACACUUGGAAAAGUAAUACCCAGACAGUUGCAGGAGAUGAAUUCUGAUGAACUCGUCCUGCUGGUGGCUGGAGUGGUUGUUUUCUUUCUCACUGAGCCAAUGGGCGUCUAAAUUCCAACUUCCCCUGUCUCACUGCAUGGAGGAGAGUGGCUCUGGAACCAGCUUUUUUUACUCCUUCUCCAGCCUUAUAUAGCAGGAGUCUUGCUGCUUAAGACAAAUGGCAGGGUUCACUUUGACCCAGACAGGAACAUAAUGUAUGGCAACUUCUGCAACUGUCAUGGUCUCCUUUUUUCUAAAGGGGAGAGAAGCUGUUUCAACCAAGCUUUUCCAUUGAGCCUUGGGUAUUGUGUAUUUUUAACUGGUGCAUUUACCAUUGUAUGUAAAUGUAUAUAGUAUGCAAUAUAGUAUUUUAUUCCAUGUGCCCUAAGGAAGGGCUAACCUUGUGCAACCAAAAAGAGGAACAGAAAUAGAAACCUAUCUCCCUCAUUAGAACAGAGGAGAGCCCCGCUUCCUGCACUGGAUUCAUGUAUAGUGUCAUUCACAUUGAAUGAUGAUAAUGGAGAAAUUCUUGGCUCUCGAAGCUGAGCACAAGUGUCUGAAUAAAGGCUAGAAGUAGCAUUCAGUGGGUUCAAUAAACGUACCACUUAUUUUCUA
This is a messenger RNA of Caretta caretta (loggerhead turtle), 5872 nucleotides long. It is a transcript of the gene NDST2, whose product is annotated as N-deacetylase and N-sulfotransferase 2. Gene Ontology annotation, cellular component: Golgi apparatus. The record is from RefSeq and is a predicted model, not a curated record. Gene Ontology annotation, molecular function: hydrolase activity; deacetylase activity; heparan sulfate N-sulfotransferase activity. NCBI's taxonomy places the organism in Eukaryota, Metazoa, Chordata, Testudines, Cheloniidae.